GCACCAGCCGUGCGCAGCUACAUCGAGCACAAAAUAACUAUUGUGAGGAUAGAUGAUUGAUAACGCAACUGCUAUAGCGCAGGCCAGGAGACGGAAACAUAUGUAAUUGUCUUAUUGUACAGCUGGUUCAGUGCCACUGGGUGCUGCAUGGAUUGUUAUUGCAAUCAGUCCUUCUACACCAGCCACUUCUACCAGCAAUUACAAAUUACUUUAUUCCGGACGGCUUGCUGAGGAGGAAUAUUGCUGCAGAGCUAUUGGGGAAUGCCAUGUGUCGUGGCGCGACAUAAGAAGCGCUUUGUGGUGUGUUUUCCUCCGGGGACAGGUGGUGUUGGGAGGUAGUGGGGGUAUAUGAAAACACAACCCGGAGACAGUUGUCUUAAGGAUGUCACGCUGCCGUACAGGAUAUUUAUUUUUGCCAGAGACAGAUGCGACAGAGAGGAGUAGGCUAGUAGUUUACAAAUUAGGUUAGGAUUGGGUUUGACGAAAACAUCGGAUCUCUCUCUCUCCUCUUCUUACAUACUGGAUAUUAAUCCAGGGGAAAUCAGACUGUAGAGGCAAGAACUGUGUAACCGCCGCGUUCCGGGCGCACCCUUUACGCGACAAUAAGCGAGUCUGUGUUCUACUGCUGCCAUGGUGACCCUGGCCCCACCCUUCUUCCUGCUGUUUUGGCUCCUCCGAUUGGCCAGCGCUGCAUUUCCGGAGGAACCGGGGCCUCUGAACUUUAUACCCACUGAAGUGGUACGGCGGUACCCAGUAUUUCUGGGUCGGCCACAUCGUUCAUCCCUGAGACAGGAGACACUGCAUAUUCAGAGAGUUCUCAAGGUGAACCGGACCCUCUACAUUGGAGCCAGAGAUGACCUUUUCCGCGUGGAGCUGGACAAUGUGGCGGGAGAGGAGAUGUUCUACAGUAAGAAGAGAACAUGGGAGUCCAACAAAAACGACAUCAGGACCUGCAGGAUGAAGGGCAAGCACGAGGACGAGUGUCGGAACUUCAUGAAGGUUUUGCUGAGUCGACAAGGAGGUCUGUUUGUCUGUGGGACCAACGCCUUCAAUCCGCUGUGUGCCAACUAUACUGGAGACACACUGGAGAUGGUGGGAGAGACGGUCAGUGGCAUGGCCCGCUGCCCCUAUGACCCUAAACAUGCCAACGUGGCUCUGUUCGCCGAGGGGAAUCUGUUUACGGCCACUGUGACGGACUUCCUGGCGAUAGAUGCAGUGAUCUACCGUAGCCUGGGGGACAGUCCUGCACUCCGCACUGUCAAACACGACUCCAAAUGGUUCAGAGAGCCCUAUUUUGUCAGUUCAGUGGAAUGGGGUCCUCACAUCUACUUCUUCUUCAGAGAGAUGGCCGUGGAGUUUAACUACCUGGAGAAGGUACGAGACAAACUGGUACAGGUGUCUCGGGUGGCGCGGGUGUGUAAGGCGGACCUGGGUGGUUCUCAGAGGGUGUUGGAGAAGCAGUGGACAUCGUUCCUGAAGGCCAGACUGAACUGCUCCGUCCCUGGAGACUCCCACUUCUACUUCAACCUGCUCCACUCCACCAGCCCUGUCAUCAGGAUGCACGACAGGGACAUCAUCCUGGGAGUCUUCUCCACCCCCACCAACAGUAUCCCUGGUUCAGCAGUGUGUGCCUUCGACAUGGAGCAGCUGGCUGGGGUGUUUGAUGGGAGAUUCAAGGAGCAAAAGUCACCUGAGUCUAUAUGGACCCCUGUUCCUGACGAGCUCAUUCCCAAACCAAGGCCAGGAGGCUGUGCCAUCCAGGGCUCCAGGUUCAACUCAUCCAAUGGUUUCCCUGAUGAGAUGUUGAACUUUGUGAAGACCCACCCCUUGAUGGAUGAGGCUGUGCCCUCACUGGGACAGAGCCCCUGGAUUGUCAGGACCAUGGUCAGGUACCAGCUGAAUAAGAUGGUGAUGGACACAGAGGCUGGCCCCUACCGGAACCGAACGGUGCUCUUCCUGGGCUCCAGCCGGGGGACCAUCCUCAAGUUCCUGAUCGUCCCCAACUGGGACAACACUGUGUCCGGCGGCAAUGUCUUCCUGGAGGAGCUGGAGGGCUUCAACCCUGACAAGUGUGGGGAGGACACUCCGCAGGCAAGGCAUCUGUUGUCCCUGACUCUGGACCGGGUGAGCCGCUCUCUGCUGCUGGCCUUCCCCUCUUGUGUGGUCAGGGUCCCUGUGGCACGAUGCCAGCUCUACUCACGCUGCAUGAAGAACUGCAUCGCCUCCAGGGACCCCUACUGUGGCUGGACCAGGGGAAGCACCUGCUCUUUCCUCAGGCCCGGGACAAGACUGCCGUUUGAGCAAGACGUAGAACAUGGCAACGUGUCCCACUUGGGCGACUGUGACGGUCUUCUUCAGGAGUCUUUCAUUGAUGAACCAGACGGUCUGGUAUCCGUCAACCUGCUGGUCGUGUCUGCAGUCUCAGCCUUCGCCACGGGGGCGGUGCUGUCUGGCCUGGCUGUCUGCUGGAUCAUGAGUCAUCGCCACCGCCACCGCACGCGAGGGGCAGGAGCCAACAAUAGGAGCCGUAAAGGGGACAAAGAGCAGAACAUGCUGGGUCAGGGGCGGAGUGGCUCGGUGAUGAGUGUGACCCGUACCAGUGGCAGCGAGAGGACCCGGUCACAUUCCCAGGCAGACAACCCGUUCGUAACGCCCAACGGCUGGCCUAAAGGAGAGAUAGACCCAGGCCUACCUACUCCAGAACAGACCCCCCUGCAGCAGAAACGGCCUCCACCCAGCAUGAGGCUCCCAGAUGGCGACUGGGACCAAAGCCAGACCUUCCUCACCUCAGUGGGCAUGCCCUGCCCAGCCAACUCAGUCAUCUACCUGAGCUCCAAGUUCCUGCAGGAGAGAGGGGGCAGGCACGAGGACCCAGGGAACGUGGGGCCCCCCAACACGGAGCGAACACGUUACCUGGUCCUGGCCAACCACCGGGAGCCCCACGGAGGACAACCCAGGACCACCCUGAGGAACUCUGCAGGCGAGUACAACUAUCCAGCCACGCCACAGGACUCCCCAGACCGCAGGAGGGUGGUCUCAGCCCCCAGCAACCAGAUGGACUUUGGGGAGCCCCCCCGCUGGACCCAUGAGGGGCUCAACUAUAACAGCAACAACGGAGUGCCCUACCACUCCCAGCGCCCGGGCCUGAUCCGGGCCAACCACCACGGCCUGGCCGACUUCAAUCACCUGAUGGGAAAGAGUGUGGGCGAGCAUACCCAUAGUGGCCAGUGAGAAGAAGAGUGCCAUGAACCCCCCUCUCUGAAACUCAUUUCCCCUCAGCAACUGGAAUACCCCUCAGACUCUCCCAUCCCAAAUCCUGCCCUGUCUGUUCUCUCUCACUGUCAUUCAAUGUUCUGACAUCCCCUGGCGCGUAGCCUGCCUGCCUGACUGACUGACUGACUGAAGAGACUGGGCCACCAGAAUCCAGCAGUUUAGAGAGAGAAAGAAAGAGAGAGAGAUAAAGAGAGGAGGUUAUUCUCCUCAAGGCUACUGCUCUGCUCUCGCCCUGAGAGGUGCACCCCUCUGCUCCAUAAGUGGUUUAACCUGUGGAGCUGGGACUGGACACAAUGAGACCAACCUCAAGGACUAGUAAGGGGUGCAAGGGAAGGGACAUUUUGUGAAAAAGGAAUUUAAAAAACGGACAACCGUUUCACUGAUAAUUUAGCAUUCAGCUUCAGUUGUGAAAGGUCUCCUUCUACUAUCUAGUGCUCUGCAAGUCAUUCAUGUUGUGUGACAUUUUUAUUUCUGCGUUGCUUUUGUGCCAGCAUCCAGGGGACAACCAUGUGUUUGUCCUUGGUUUUCAGGACAACUCUAUCACUCAGCUCUAUCCGUCAGCUUGUGUUUGGUAGGUAUUAGCAAUGCCAGAGAACACUGAAUCGCGCAUUAAAGGAGAGGCUUCCUGUCUUAAUGUGAGCAUACAACACACAGGUGCUUCUUAUAGGAAUAAGCUUGAUAAUGAUGUCAACGAUUAUUCCCAUUGUGUUAACAAUCAUGGAAAAAAUCACACAUUUCUAGUGUUUCUGAAGCUCUAUUAAGUGUUUAUAAAUCAGACAGUGUAAUGAUUAUAUCCCCACCCGAGUCCUCAGGGGGGGGUAAGAAGAUGGUACCUUCCCAUUUGAUAAAAAUAAAAAUAAAUAAAAAUAAUGUGUUUCCUUGGAGAAGUGGAGGGAACAAGGAAAGAGGGCAGAGAAUGGUAUGAGAACUCCCUCCCCCUCCCUCUCUCCUUCUCUGUCUCCCUCUCCCUGGGUCUCUGUGACCUGACCUGAAGCCUAGGCUGCCCGACCUGGCGGAGAGGAGAACACACAGCCCAUGUAGGGGAAUGUGAGCAUGGCUGUGGGAGAUAGCGGGUCCUGGACCCUGCCACUGGGGAGUUCCAUUCAGGCUCCUCUCCCUGACACUGAGUCUCUUUGUGCCCUGGAGCAGGAGGAGAUGGCUACAACAAAUAGCGGUUAAGAGUCAGGGCAGGCAGGACAAACCCAGCUUCCUAGCCCAGCGGAAUAUCAAUGAGGAAAGCAGCACCCCCCUGCUGUCCCUCCAGCCCCUCACAGACACUGGCACCGUUUGGGACUGGGUCUGGGACCAGGCAGGGUGGUGGGCCCACGGAGGGGUCAAUAGGGCUGGGGCUGGCACCAGGCAGGGUGGUGGGCCCACGGAAGGGUCGAUAGGCCUGGGGCUGGGACCAGGCAGGGUGGUGGGCCCACGGAUGGGUCGAUAGGGCUGGGGCUGAGACCAGGCAGGGUGGUGGGCCCACGGAGGGGUCGAUAGGGCUGGGGCUGGGACCAGGCAGGGUGGUGGGCCCACGGAUGGGUCGAUAGGGCUGGGGCUGGGACCAGGCAGGGUGGUGGGCCCACGGAUGGGUCGAUAGGGCUGGGGCUGAGACCAGGCAGGGUGGUGGGCCCACGGAUGGGUCGAUAGGGCUGGGGCUGGGACCAGGCAGGGUGGUGGGCCCACGGAGGGGUCGAUAGGGCUGGGGCUGGGACCAGGCAGGGUGGUGGGCCCAUGGAUGGGUCGAUAGGGCUGGGCCUGUCAGACUGGCAUCAUUCAGACUGCUAUCACUAUAUCCCUGCCUUUCAGCGUCUCCCACUAGAUCUCUGGCCCGGCAGCCAUUGUCAAUCCUCAAACAUUUACAAAUCAGUGUUAACUGCAUCCCCGCACUGGGCGCCAGGCGGCAACAUGCAUGGGAGCGCAUAGACUGGCUUCAUUAGUGGGUCUGUGGGCUGGGAGGAGCAGAGGAGUAGAGCAGGAGAGAGAUGUUCUGAGGCUGGAGGGGCAUAGGAGGAGCAGGGGCUGGGCUUUGUAUGACUGGCAGAGAGUGGGGUUAGAGAAACACAGCAGCACCAGUGCACACAUGUAGAUAUGUACAGGGCUUAAAUACCGAGUUAUGCUGACCUGCAGAGGGAGCAGAUGGCGAGGAAACCUGGCCUGUAUAGAGCCAGAUGUGUGGUGGGCUGAGGAGAGGAGCCAGGCUGGGCGGUGGGUUUGUUUGUCUUAAUGUGAAGGUCUAACCCACUGAGGUAGAAUACUAAAAGAGAUUCAUGGAGUGUAAGCACAUGAUCUAGCUGGGUAGAAAUGCCAACACAUGGCUGGGUUCAGGGAAACAGCUCAACAACUGAACAAGUGUGUGCGUGUGUGUUUGAGUGUGUGUGUCUGUGCGUGUGUGCUUGAGUGUGUGGGUGUUUGUUUCUGUACUUGUAUUACAGUAGUAAUGAGUGUUGCCAUGAAUGAGUAAUGUAGUGGGCUGGGGAGAAGGGUUAUAGCAUUAGCACAGUGCAGACAUUCUUUACAUAUUCCUUACUAUAGACGACCCCUCCUCCUCCUCCGAUCGCCACUGUAGCCCUGAGAGGAGGAUUGGUUGAGAAUGUGGGGCAUUGACGAAGUUUUGACCCCCUGGUGCCCCCUCUCCUCUCUGUCACCCCGCUAGUGGCGUCCCCUAAGUGCAGUGUGUGAUUGAGGCCUGCUCUGCCUGCCCAGCCAGCCGUGCUCCAGCUCCCUCUCUUACACUGUUUCACUAAACAUGCUUGAUUAGGCAAAGUACAUCCCAGCCCCUAAUGGUGUGAUGAGCCACUGAGAAGAUUACUACAGACACAUCGAGAGGGAGACGAUCACCCACUCUCCUCCCCAGAAAUCACCCCUGCAUACAGACACACACUCUCACGCACACACACACACACACAUACACACACAGCACCCUAACCAAAAUCAGGAUGUAAUUUAAUUACGAUCCGCUGUCAUCCCCAGGCCAGGGAGGAGGGAGGCCAGACUUGUGGCUCAGACCCAGAGCCACAUGAUAAUAUGAUUAUCUUAGUCCCCCAUGACAAUAUAUUAAACAAUCUAGGGUUCCCCUUUAUACAAGGCUUCAGGCUUGCACAUAGACGGACACACGCACACACACACACACACACGCACACACGCACACGCACACACACACACGCGCGCACACACACACACACACACACACACACACACACACACACACACACACACACACACACACACACACACACACACACACACGUGUUUCACACACACAAUCAGCCUCUUCUUCUCAACCCCAUGAUGUAUACUCAUGCUGUGUCCCUCUGCUGUUUAGCUGCUACAAUCAAACAGAGGCAGUUUUUAAUGUGUCAACACCAGAAUGAGAAAUCUGGGUAAUUUACUGUGAAGCGCUCCAAAAUCUUUGCUCUUUGAAAAUCAGAUUUUAAAUGUUUUAACCGUUUUUUCAUACAUUAGCAAUCCUCUGAUGCAGUAAAUUGUUUUCUUUGGCAGCCAUUUCUUUCUGCUGGGAGAUUUUUGUUUGGUUCUGUUUGAUAUGUAGCUCACGCAGUGUCGUCGUCGACCCCCCCCCCCUCCCACAUGACCCGAUCUGUGUGUAUAAAUAUCAUGGACUGUGUGUGUGUGCCUGAGGCCAUGCCAUUGUCUGUUGUUGGCUCGUUUUCCUCGGUAACCCAGUGAUUAGCUAAUGGCCCCCGGCCAGAAACUGCCAUGUCGGGAUAGGACACCCUAGAAAGAGCCAAACCAAAUAAGGAGACAUGUAACCCAGUCUGCUGAGGAAUUAACACAGGCAGCAGACAUUUUACUCAUCCAGCGAAACACAUCGAAGGAUAAGCACAAAAACGUUUGCAUUUUUGUAAAGUUGUAGAGAACAUUCUAUUUAGUCCGCACUGAUCAUUCUUGUCAUGUUUUCAUUAUUUUAAUUUUCUUUGUUUCUAUGGUAAUAUUUGUUUGGGUUUUUGGGGAUUUGUUGUAUUGGAUUUUGAUUUGCUCUCUGGUGUGUGAGUUUGAUGAUGAAGAAGAUGAUGAUGAUUAGGAGGAAGAUGAUGAUGAUGAUGAUGAUGAUGAUGAUGAUUAGGAGGAAGAUGAUGGUGAUGACGAUGAUUAGGAGGAAGAUGAUGGUGAUGAUGAUGAUUAGGAGGAAGAUGAUGAUGAUGAUUAGGAGAAAGAUGAUGAUGAUGUUGAUGACGAAGAGGAUGAGGAUAAUGAUGAUUCUGUACUGUGAACAGCAUCUCAGUAUUUGCUCCCACUGAUGCCUGAGUCGUGUCUGAGAGGUGGAGAAGAGGAGAAGAGAAGAGGAGAGGAGGAGAGGAGAGGAGGAGAGGAGAAGAGAGGAGGAGAGGAGCUGGCAAUACAGACUGGCGAUCACGACAAAGUGAACUUUCCCACAAAGAGAACUUUCCCACUCGAGUCUCCUGCUACUGUGACAGUCCUGUGGCUCUCACCAGAGGCUGUCUGUCCCUGUCUGUGACCAGGGACACUAUCAUUAAAAAACACCACGUGUCCCUGUGUGUACAUAAUCUCAAUGCUUAAAUGUAAUUUAAGUGCAGUAGCAGCAUGACACAGCCUCUGUGUGUACAUAUGUAGAGACGUAUGUAGAAUUUGUACAGUACAUGCAAGUGUGUGUGCUUGUGUCCGCAAAUGUCCAUCAGACAAACACAUGCAUGCACCCUCAAGCAACUGCACAAGACACACACACACACACACACACACACACACACACACACACACACACACACACACACACACACACACACACACACACACACACACACACACACACACACACACACACCCUUCAGCAGUUGAAGACCAUUUCUACAUUGUCCUCAGCGCUGCCUGUCACUUAGCAUGGAGACUUUGCUCUCUGUCAACUUUCUUAUUCUAAUAAACCACUCAGACAUUGA
Molecule: messenger RNA, 8177 nt
Organism: Salmo salar (Atlantic salmon)
Lineage: Eukaryota; Metazoa; Chordata; Actinopteri; Salmoniformes; Salmonidae
Product: semaphorin-6B
Biological process (GO): axon guidance; positive regulation of cell migration; neural crest cell migration
Cellular component (GO): plasma membrane
Molecular function (GO): chemorepellent activity; semaphorin receptor binding
Source: RefSeq, a predicted model, not a curated record